Molecule: messenger RNA, 627 nt
Organism: Trypanosoma brucei brucei TREU927
Lineage: Eukaryota; Euglenozoa; Kinetoplastea; Trypanosomatida; Trypanosomatidae
Gene: Tb927.6.810
Exons: 1
Coding region: 1-627 (208 amino acids)
Source: RefSeq, a predicted model, not a curated record
AUGGGACACCCGAUUCAUUUUACAUUCAAAGGUGCCACAUCUAUUCAUAAAUACAUAAUGACGGAUAUAUAUUCACACGAGGGAACUGAAUUGGGUUUCCGUCAACCCCGCCUCUGGAGGUGCGGCACAGACGAGUUUAGUUGUAGAGGCGGAGUUGACGGAAACCCAAUUCAGUUCCCUCGUGUGAAUAUUCGACAAUACGCAAGUAAAAGAGUCCGUUGCGGUGGACGGAGGGAACCGGGCUUCCCUCGCUAUCGGGGGGAGGCGAAGGUUCAUCAGAAGCGGCACGCAUUUCCCCGAGACACCGGAGUUCCGGUUCCCACGCACCCCACAAACACGCACACACUGUUUAAAGCCAAACAUUUCGGCUACCUGAAGGCAUUGGCGGAACAUGACAGUCGUCAUCAUGACAGUUGGAGGCACACGUCGCCAUUUAGUGUCUCCACGGCAUCUCAUUUAUGCAAAAGAGAAACAAAAAAAAUGUGGGUUUGUCUCUGCAGCAUUGAAAAGCUAAAAGAAAUCAGACAACCCUCCACACACACACACACACACCUCCAGCACCCAUCGAGUCAAAAGAUGGGGGAAGCAGGCACGACAGCAGCGACGCAGAGCAACCAACAGCAGUGA